Messenger RNA from Quercus robur (English oak), 2161 nucleotides. RefSeq lists its product as uncharacterized. Gene Ontology annotation, biological process: spliceosomal complex assembly; protein phosphorylation; regulation of mRNA processing. The record is from RefSeq and is a predicted model, not a curated record. Gene Ontology annotation, molecular function: protein kinase activity; ATP binding. The transcript has 4 exons. NCBI's taxonomy places the organism in Eukaryota, Viridiplantae, Streptophyta, Magnoliopsida, Fagales, Fagaceae. The coding region runs from base 475 to 1806 and encodes 443 amino acids.
AGCUUAGGCACAAAAAGAAAGAGCCACCCCACCACACCACACCACCACCAGUCAGUGCCAGAGAGAUGGGAAAGAAAUAAAGAGAAAAAAGUGGAGAGAGUCUUGUAUUGAAGGCCACACAACACAAGUACACAACCCAACACAACCUAAAAAAAAAAAUAAUAUCUACAACAGCAACAACUCCAAAUAAUACUCAAAAAAAUAUAGAAAGAAAGAAGAGCCUUAUUAUUGUACAAAAAGCAUUAAAAAGCUAACUGCACACAAAUAAAGAAAAAGAAACAAAGAAAGAAAAACCAACAAAACAGAACUACUCAUCAUCCUCUCUCAAACUUUGUUCAUUUUUUUUUCUCUUUGUGGGUCUUCUCGAAAUCUCAAAAACAAAAUCGAAUUGGAUCAAACCGAAUCUAAUCCAAUCCAAUCAAAUCAAAUCAAAUCAAAGCAGAUCAGACGGUCGAUAGAGAGAGACAGACAGAGAUGUCGUGUUCAUCAUCAUCAGGGUCAGAGGAAGAUGAGGAAGCAAUGGACUGGUACAGAAAAGGAGGAUACCAUGCUGUGAGAGUCGGCGAUCAAUUUGCCGGGGGCCGAUACAUCGCUCAGAGAAAGCUCGGUUGGGGUCAAUUCUCCACCGUAUGGCUCGCCUAUGACACUCGCACCUCUGAUUUUGUGGCUCUCAAGAUUCAGAAAAGUGCAGCUCAAUUUGCUGAAGCUGCCCUUCAUGAGAUUGAAGUCCUUUCGGCUAUUGCCAAUGGUGACCCCUCAAAUUCGAAAUAUGUUGUGCGACUUGUGGACCACUUUAAGCAUACCGGCCCAAAUGGUCAGCAUCUUUGCAUGGUCCUUGAAUUUCUUGGUGACAGCAUACUUGGGCUGAUCAGGUAUAACCGAUACGAAGGCUUGCGAUUGAAUAAAGUUAGGGAGCUCUGCAAGUGCAUUUUGAUAGGCCUGGAUUACUUGCAUAGAGAACUUGGUAUAAUUCACUCUGACCUUAAACCAGAAAAUAUUCUUCUCAUUUCUACCAUUGAUCCUACCAAGGACCCAGUUAGGUCUGGGCUCACACCAGUUCUUGAAAAGCCUGAAGGGAACCCAAAUGGUGGGGUUACUACGAGUACCAUUGAAAAAAAGUUGAAAAGGAGAGCAAGGAGAGCAGUUGCUAAGAUAUCUGAAAGAAGAGCCUCCAUGGGAGGAGCUGCAAAAUCUGGAAGGAACCUGGAUGGGAUUGAUAUGAGAUGCAAGGUUGUGGAUUUUGGAAAUGCAUGUUGGGCUGAUAAGCCAUUCUCAGAAGAAAUCCAAACAAGGCAGUAUAGAGCUCCUGAAGUUGUGCUACAAGCGGGGUAUUCCUUCCCUGUUGAUAUGUGGUCAUUUGCUUGCACUGCAUUUGAACUUGCUACUGGUGACAUGUUGUUUUGUCCUAAGGGCGGGCAAGGCUUUAGUGAGGAUGAGGAUCACCUUGCUCUAAUGAUGGAACUUCUUGGAAAGAUGCCUCGGAAGAUAGCUAUUGGAGGAGCACGGUCCAAAGAUUACUUUGAUAGACAUGGGGAUCUAAAGAGGAUUCGGAGGCUGAAAUUCUGGCCACUUGAUCGAUUGCUGGUUGAUAAAUACAAAUUUUCAGAGAAUGAUGCUCGUGAGUUAGCAGAGUUUCUUUGUCCGCUUUUCGAUUUUGCACCAGAGAAGCGACCAACUGCUCAGCAGUGUCUGCAACACCCAUGGCUCAAUCUCAGGAAUUCAACUCAGGAUGGGAUGAAAGAUGAAGCUAAUCUGAAAAAUGUGGAUGUUGGGAUGAGCAACCUUCAGAUUAAGGUGGGUAAGUGAAGAAGGGAUGAAAGGUGUUGACACAGCCACGUGACUUUCAAGUCCCUCCCUCCACAUGUAUGACCAUUGAUUGUGAUCUAUUUUUUGGUUUGUUACAAUUCUAAUAAGAUUUAUUUUUUUAUUAUCUAUAAGAUGUAAAAUAGUAAGAUUCAUGUGAGGAAAUGAUGCAGCAAGAUAUUUUUUUACUGCAAUUAUAGAUACUCUGGUGGGUUGUACGUAGCUAACCUGAUCAAUUGAUAUCUAUGUUCUCCACCUGUAAUGAUUAAUGAGUGAAUUUUUUGCAUUGCAUUAUUAAGAUACAUGCCCAGUUGGGGACUCGAAAGAGAAUGAAAAACCGACAGAUUGACAGUGGCUC